Cornus florida is the source of this 2536-nucleotide messenger RNA. RefSeq names its product probable WRKY transcription factor 14. Gene Ontology annotation, molecular function: transcription cis-regulatory region binding; DNA-binding transcription factor activity. The transcript has 3 exons. Gene Ontology annotation, cellular component: nucleus. The coding region runs from base 324 to 1691 and encodes 455 amino acids. Lineage: Eukaryota; Viridiplantae; Streptophyta; Magnoliopsida; Cornales; Cornaceae. Gene Ontology annotation, biological process: regulation of DNA-templated transcription. The record is from RefSeq and is a predicted model, not a curated record.
UCUCUCUCUCUCUUCAAAUCCAUUCUCUAGCUCUUUCUAAAUCCAUUCUCUAGCUCUUUCUUUGUUUUUGAGAAGAACAAAAACCUGUUUGAACCUUCAAAAACACAGCUUUUCAUUCUUUCUAAUUCCUCAACAACAAAACAACCCAGCUCCCCAUUUUUUUCUUAGCUUAAUCAAAUACUUAGAGUGACCAUAUAUAUAUAUAUAUAAAACAAUCACUUCCUUUACUUGUAUUUGGUGUACAACACAUAUAUAUUUUACCAAAGAGAGAGAGGUCAAAUGAAAUUGUAUUUUAUGCUAGCUAGCUGGUUUGAUUUCUAAGUAUGUAUAGUCACUUUCUUCAGAGAAUGGAGAAUCAUAUUCAUCAAGGUGAUUUAGCUGAUAUAGUCCUAGCAAGCGGCGGAGCAAUUACAGGCACAUCCGGUGAACCACCCUUGUUCUUCCACUCCGAUCCCAUGAAUUACACUUCCGGGAUCGAUACAGUUCCGAUGAAUGAUCAUUUUGGCGAUCCCUUUUCGAACAUGAUGAGCAAUCAUCCUCUUCUUCAUGAGCUUGAUAUUCCUGGUUCAGGCUUUUUUGAGGACUCAAAGUAUAAUUCUAGUACUGCUAUGAUCAAAGGUGGUGUUGAGGACAACAAUACUGCAAGUGUUGGGUAUAGUGGUGUUUUUGGUCAGAAUACUAUAGAUGAUGAGAUGAAGAGACCUUCCAAUAUUUUUUCAAGGAUGCUUCAGAUCUCACCCAAUAAUACUAAGCUGCCGGUUCCGCGGUGUGAUUCGCCGGUGGUGGUUGCGGCUUCACCAAGGGGGAUUAGGAGUCCUGGCUUAAUUGCUAAUGAUGUGAUUAGUGGUAACAGUUCCAAGGGUUUGUUGUUUGAGAACACAGCUGGGGUACAGAUCUCAUCUCCAAGGCAUAGUGGUAUAAAGAGAAGAAAGAGCCAAGCAAAGAAGGUAGUUUGUAUACCAGCACCAGCUCCAGCAAACAGCAGGCCAUCAAGUGGAGAAGUAGUUCCAUCUGAUCUCUGGGCAUGGAGAAAGUAUGGUCAGAAGCCUAUCAAAGGUUCUCCUUAUCCAAGGGGAUAUUACAGAUGCAGUAGCUCAAAGGGCUGUUCGGCGAGGAAACAAGUGGAACGGAGCCGGACUGACCCCAACAUGUUGGUCAUUACAUACACUUCAGAACAUAACCAUCCAUGGCCAACCCAGAGAAAUGCUCUUGCCGGUUCUACUCGGUCCCAACCAUCAAAGAACACUGCAGCUUCAAAGAAUUCUCCGUCUUCUCAGUCCCAAAAGACCACAAGCUUGAAUGAGGAACAGAAGGAGAGCCUCACCGACAACGUGUCGUCGUCCAUUGUCACUGAAAGUUCCACAACAGGUGGUCCAUCUGUGAAAGAGGAGAUGGAAGAGCUUGAUCAUAAGCAAAUGGACAUAGACGAUGGUGAUCAGUUCAGUGAAGGGUUUCCUCAGACUUACAGGCCAGCAUUGCCAGACUACUACUCCAACCAGUCUGAGGACUUCUUUGCAGAAUUAGGAGAAAUAGAGGCUGACCCUCUAAAUCUCUUGUUCACUCAAGGAUUCAGUGCUGGAGAUGAGGAGAGAGAAAGCAACAAGAAGGCCUUGGAUCCAUUCAGUAUCUUUGAUUGGACAGGAAAUAACAACAAUAACACGUCAUUUGGAGAAGCUAAGAGGGGUUUAUAAUAUUACUUUGAAACAACAACAAAAACCCCCACUAAAACAGACUCUUAUAUGGUUAGUCAUUUUUAUAUGGUGCAAUUUUUGUUUAUGGUCAUGCUUAUAGGCCUUGCCAUUCUGGUUUGAGAUUUAAAGUUGAAAUCCUAUGUGGUAGAGAUCUGAAGUGGAAUAUUGCAUCGGACAGCUCUUGGCUCAUGCGCACGUAUUUGAGCCAAGAGCCAUUCGAUACAGUACUACACACUAGAAAGGAUUCUGACUUCAUUUGCAUGCGUAUAAGGCCCACGUACGCGAAUAACUUGAGAUCUUUCUAUUGUAGUACAGCUCGAUCGUAUAUUUUCUUCAUAUGAGAUUUGCAGUGGGCAAGGUAGUUUUUAUCAAGUUUCUUACCUUUUCUUGAUGUUGUUAUUUACCAGAAGAGUCAGUGGGAUUAGGAAAAGGAGUAAAAAGAGAGGGUGGAGGCAGACCUAAUGAGAGUCCCACAUUCCUUUGGAAUAUUAGUGGAUGGGACAGAAAGCUGAGGAACAGAAGAUUUGAACAGUUAAAACAUGCAAGUACAUUUAUCAGAGACAUGACUGAAAGCUCGUGAAGAGAUUGAUGUAAGGUGGGACUCUUUCUCUCAUCUUUCGGAUCAGUGGACUAAAUUAUUCAAGCCGGACCCAUGCAUUAAUUUGGUCAUGUGUAAUACCUAUAUAUAUAUGUACACACACAUAUGGAGUAUAUGUUUGUAUGUAUAACACUAGGGGAAAAAGCAUUGGAAAAGCUGGACUUUUCAUAUCGAUCAGUCUUCUCCAGUGAUUUGUAAAAGAGAGAUACACAAGCUUUGGGUUCCUCAGCUUUCUGUUUGUUCAAUG